Messenger RNA from Oryzias melastigma (Indian medaka), 2510 nucleotides. RefSeq names its product G protein-coupled receptor 185 b (gene gpr185b). Lineage: Eukaryota; Metazoa; Chordata; Actinopteri; Beloniformes; Adrianichthyidae. The transcript is spliced from 2 exons. Gene Ontology annotation, cellular component: membrane. The record is from RefSeq and is a predicted model, not a curated record. The coding region runs from base 771 to 1838 and encodes 355 amino acids. Gene Ontology annotation, molecular function: G protein-coupled receptor activity. Gene Ontology annotation, biological process: G protein-coupled receptor signaling pathway.
AUAAUAAAUAAAGUGAUAAAGGAUCUCCAUGUUCCAGAUGUAAGAUGAACCAGUGUCAUCAAGCCAUGUGUUCUCUUUAAUGAGCUGGUGCUUAGCUGGAAGUUUUUACGCACGCUGACACAGACAGGUCCUGCCCCCCCCAAAAAAAGGGAGAUGCGCGCGCACAUGCCCGGUUCAGUCUUGCAGUGGGGUAUCCAGCAGCUCAGGUUGCGUAAGCACACGCCGCCUUGAAGCAGGUUUGACUUCCUGCAGACCACAACACGCAGAAACAUUCAGAUGGAGGCAGAAACACACCUGGUGGAUUCUAAAAACCUGCAUAUUUAUCUCUGAUGAUGCAAUAACACGAGUAUGAUGAAUCCAAUCCAUAAUCGAUAACACUGAUCGAUACAUCCUGCAGAGGACGAGCUGCACAAACUUCCUGACGCGAAGGUAUCAGUGCUCUCUCCACCCCAUCGUGAUUCACACGCCGACCAUGAUGACGGUGACGGUGGGAGCGGAGACUUCUGACGUCAGAGGAGGAAAAUGACAAGUGCGUCCAAUGAGGGGCCGAGGAUGUGCAGCGCGAGGACAGAGCCAUCCGCCGAACGGCAAUAACCAUGCCAACCCAGGAAUAUAGCGCGCGCCGCUGACUGGGGGGAGAAAAAAAAGAGAGGGGGGAGACCCCUAAAAGAAGAAGAGGAAAAAGAGAGGCUCGCAGAAAGAGGAGGACAAAGGGCGUGAGCGGAAUUCUGGGGGAUUUUUUGGGGGGAGGAAGAAGACAAGGCGCUGCCAUGAUUCUCUCAUUGGCUGCUGCAGCAGCCAUGAGUAGCGGCAGUGGAGGCAGCUUCAACUCGUCCCCCCUGGAUCCGUUCGACUCCUCCACUUCCUGGAGCCUCGGCGAGGACUUCUCCAACUCCUCCUCUGAGCCGUUUGCUCGAACUGUGACCCCCGACUACCAGCCGGCGGCCACCGCCGUCGCCGUCCAAGAAGUCAGCCCCUGGGAUAUUGCACUUUGUGUCACCGGGACACUGAUAUCGUGUGAGAACGCGCUGGUUAUCGCCAUCUUGUUCUACACUCCGACCCUCCGCGCUCCCAUGUUCAUUUUGAUCGGAUCGCUGGCGGUGGCGGACCUGCUAGCCGGUCUGGGCCUCAUCUUGAACUUUGUCUUUACUUACCUGAUUGACAACUCCCUAGAGUUUGUGACGCUGUUGUCAGUCGGACUCCUCAUCUCCGCCUUCUCGGCGUCCGUCUUCAACAUUUUAGCCAUCACAGUCGACCGAUACCUGUCGCUCUACAACGCCCUGACCUAUCACACGGAGCGGACAGUCACCUUCACCUACAUGAUGGUGGUCUUCAUCUGGGUGUCCGGCCUCACGCUGGGCCUGCUGCCAGCACUCGGCUGGAACUGCCUAAGGGACGAGACGAGCUGCAGCAUCUGUCGGCCCGUCACCAAAAACAACGCCGUGGCGCUCGCCGUCACCUUCCUCUUGGUCUUCGCCCUGAUGAUGCAGCUUUACCUCCAAAUCUGCAAGAUCGCGUUCCGCCACGCCCAACAGAUCGCGGUGCAGCACCAGUUCUUGGCCAUCUCGACCACCAAAGGGGUCUCCACGCUGUCGGCCAUCCUGUGUGCCUUCGGGGCGUGCUGGCUGCCGUUUGCCAUGUACUCCAUCGUGGCGGACUCCAGCUAUCCCAUGAUAUACACGUACGCCACAGUCCUUCCGGCCACCUGCUGCUCAGUGAUCAACCCCAUCAUCUAUGCGUUCCGAAACCCCGACAUCCAGAAGUCGCUGUGGAUGGCGUGCUGCGGGUGCGUCCCGUCCAACCUCUCGCUGAGACCCAGGACCUCCAGUGACGUGUAGCAAGGAACAGUUCAGAGUGUGAGCGGUAAAGACGGAGGCCGUGGGGCUGACGGCGAGCACAGAGCUGGAACGCCACACCGGCCGAUCAGCGAGGGGACGGGAGGUCCGAGGAAACCACGUCCUGGAGGAGUGGUGGAGGUGAGGCCGACCGCGGUCUCCUCAAUGGUGCCAACUUCUUAAAAGUAGCAUACAAGUGAGGAAGAGGAGAACUUGAGCUUCAGCGGAUGGUUAUGCAAUCACUAUUUGUUUUCACUGCUGUGUUUAAAGAAAAAAAAUGAUCAAGCUAAAAUCACAAACUGAAUAACCUUCAGCAUAUGUUCUUGUGAUAUUACAAAAGAGCCAUGAUCCCUUUAUGAAAGAGAGUUUAAAUGUAUGUAGAAGAGUUUUUGAAUUUCCCCAAAGCCAGAAGCAAAAAUGUUCCUUUCCUCAAAGAUUCCAAAACCAAAAACAUAUCGGAAAAUCCAGCACAGAAUUCCCAUAUUUAGGCUGUCGUGUAUCUACUCUGUGUUGGGAGAGAAAAACAAGCUGAGUGUGAAGCUGCUUGCUGAAUUCAGCACCACGGACAGCUCCCCUGCAGAGAGCUGCUGGCUCUGCUGUGUGUGCUGGGGGGUUGCAUGGGAAAGUGGGCUGUUCUCUACACCAGGACUGUAGGCCCUCCUCCGCAUUUGGCCC